AUGCCCAGUCAACACGAAAUCUCCAAAACCAUCGUGGAUGGGAGCUUGAGAAAGGAUUCGGAUCCAUCAGCAUGCAAAGAUGAUCUGAAUUCCUCGUUUGAUACAGCCAGUACUACUACCAGUACGGUUUUGGAUUCUUCCUACUCAUACUCAGAAAAUGAUCUUUAUUUGGUGGAGCCGAUUCCACUCUGCCGAUCACGGCCUUCGUUUGGCUCUUGUAGUCCAAGCUCGAGUGGCUCCAGUCGGAGUUCGAGUUCGAGUUCCACGCGAACAAAAGAAGAACUAACUACAGCCCAUGGUUCGGAAAUGCCUAAUGGGUGCUACGACAAAGGCAAAGCCAAGCAACGAGCUGGUAAAGGUCGAUUGAUAUCAAUCUUCCUCCUUGCUGCAGGUACAAUUGCAUUCAUCCGAUCUAUAGUCAACGACCCUGGCUCUGGUGAAGGUGGUGAACGUUACAACACCUGGAUGCAUUUCAUGAACAACGAAGCUGGCUUUCUCAAGCACAAAAUCGCUCACACCACUCAGGAAAAGCAAUUCACAAUACUGCUGAAAGGUGAUCGAAUAGAUUUCAUCCAUCAGUCAAUAGAUGCACACAGUGCCUGCAGCUCGGUGAAGGAAAUUCAAUUGGACUUUGGAUCCAGCACUAUUCCAGACAGGACUUUGGCUCGGGAUGAUAAGGUUACAACUUCUCGUAUCGUCCACACGAAUGCCGUGUUGCUCCUGUCACAAGAUGUCUUGCUCUCUUGCGAAGAAUUGGACAAAGCUUUUGAUGCUUGGAAGAGUGACACUAGCCGACUUGUAGGUUUUUUUGGAUAUCAGCAAACACCAUCUUCUGAUACAUUCCUUCGAUCCACAAUUUCAGAUCGAUUGUAUUCAGCCGUCCAAACAGGAAGUGGCGCAUACUCGGUGGUAUCGGACAAAGCAGUUUUUGCCAACACGCUGUACAUUGAUUCGAUACCAACAUAUGAUUACAGGUCCUCUUCCUGCCAACUUUUGCUUUCCUUGCAAGUGUCUGCAAUUUCAGGGAAGGCACCACAAGUGAUCAAGUCAAACCCACGUAUGCUUUCGAGUGGUGUAGUUGAAGAGGAAGGUAGUGAAUGCGUCAACUCUUGGUUGCAAGUUCAUUUAUCCCAAGGUGCAUCAACGCUGAUGUAA
This is a messenger RNA of Cylindrotheca closterium, 1155 nucleotides long. The record is from the annotation of a GenBank genome assembly. NCBI's taxonomy places the organism in Eukaryota, Bacillariophyta, Bacillariophyceae, Bacillariales, Bacillariaceae.